UACUCACAUUACUCAGACAAUAUGGAACAUCCAGCAUAUUCAUUAGCAGGCUUAUGUGCCAUUGGAGGCUUUAUGGGAUAUUCCAGAAAGGGAUCGGUUCCCUCGUUGGUGGCAGGUACUGCCUUCACCAUCUUAUACGGGACUGCUGGGUACCUCUUGAAGCAGAAUGCCGAUUGGGGAUUGGAAAUCGCCUUAGGAUCCAGUUCCGUCUUAUUAUUGGCUGGGAUUAGCAGGUCUAUUAGCUCGGGGUUCAAGAAGCCUGUGCCAUUGUUGUUGUUGGGAUUGGGAGCUUUAUCCUCUGCCUAUUACUUAAAGAAGUAUGAUCAGUUCUAUCCUUUGUUUCUGUAAAAACAUAAAUAUAUGUCCAUUU
Messenger RNA from Yamadazyma tenuis ATCC 10573, 370 nucleotides. The record is from RefSeq and is a predicted model, not a curated record. NCBI's taxonomy places the organism in Eukaryota, Fungi, Ascomycota, Pichiomycetes, Serinales, Debaryomycetaceae.